CCUCCAGUCCGAGUAAACAAAAACAAAUCGUACGCGUUUAAUGUCGCAUAUGUUUAGGUGAAAAAUGCAAUUAGAGAAGAACGAGGUGUUAUUUUGUUUAGAUAAAUGAUUCCCUGUUUGCCGAGAUCCUAAGUAUUAGCGUAACGAAACACUUCUAUGAACUACAAAUGCCAGCGCCAUGUUCUACCGUUCCAGCAAUUCUGUUCCAAAACACGUCUGGGUAACGUAGUUUAAAACAUAUAGGGAUAACUUUAAACACAACCUUUAAAGACCAACGAUAUAUCUUUAUCGUUAAUAUGUAUUAUUCAUUGUUAUAUUUGAGAGGCAGGCUGACAUUUGGUAUUUCAGUGUAUCGACUUCUAUGUAUGUCUGAAAACCAUGUCCAACAACCAUUUAGGGACUUAUGGGAGGUUAUUUAAGAAGAGACAUUAUUGUUACUCUUUUAGGCACAGGUAUAAUGGCCAUGCUAGAGAAAAGAGCGUAUGAAAAGGUCACUUUAACGGAGUAAAUUACAGAUUGCGUCGCUGUAUUGAGUCAGUCUGUCACUCACUCAGUGGGCGUGGCUCGCUUGACUUUCGUGUGUCGUCACGCACUACUUCCGGGCUGCUAAGUCCGCCCACGUUGGUGUUCGCGUUUGGGGCGCGAUUGUUUGACUUUUGUGAAAUCGUUCACAUCAGCUUUUCAAUCAGACGUUAUUUUCUGUCAAAGGUGGAAAUUCUAGAACUUUGCGGAUGAAAUCAGAAACAAAGCUAAGCUUUACUAUGUCCUCCAAUGCCCCGAGUUUCAAGUAAAAAGAGACUGUUAAACCCAAACAAAUCUCAGUUGUUGUUUGAAGAGGCUCAGAUUAAUGGCCCAAAGCAUGACUGUGGACCACAGCUUCGGAGUGCUAUUCAGCCCAGAACAUUUACAUCAGAAAAACAACAUAGAGCUAAUGCACAGCGUCCUCCUUGGGUGUCGCCACAGUUUAGUUCACAGGAUAUCAAAGCAGUUAGUCGUGGAAGGGAAAGUACGAGAUGUAAAUCUUUUCAUCACAACAGACGAACGGCUGUCUGCAAAUACACUCAACUUUCGUUUGAGACAAACCGGCACAAGAACCUUCAGACAAAACCAACCAUUCAACCAAUACUCAAAGAAGUAAGGUGUUCAACGGCUAAGAAAGACAGACCGAUUUCUUCACGCAAUCUUGAAGAACUUGUUGAGACUCCUAAAAGGAGACCGUCUCUUCGGAAAGGGGUGAAAAGAAGUACUGCUCAAUCUGUGGUUAGACCAGUUGCUUUCAGGCAUACGGAGCUCUCAAGCAUCCCACAUAACCGUGGAAAUGAGAAGAGGACAUCUGAAGGUUUUGUUCACAUCACAGUGUCGAAAGAAGGCCAAACACCAAACACAAGCUCAGUUCCUGCACCUCCGGAGGUAGAGACACCGGAAAUGCCACAUCGUUCCAGUGCAACUUCAGCCAGCAUUUCACAUCUCCCGUUUCCCCCAAACCAGGCAAACACCCCUCCACGAACUCAGAAUACAAGUGUCCUGGUGAAGGACACACCUGAGAAAGACUAUGGGCUGAGGGUAACAUGGAGAAGGAGAAAAGGGUUAAUGAAAGUAUUGAUGGACAGGGGAAAGCUCCUUGUCGCUGAUACACAAGUUGCUAAUGAAUGGAUUUAAGACUUUGUUAGUAGAUGAUGUAAUCAUUUAUGAUUUGUAUCACAGUCUUUUCGAGUUAAAUUAUGUGAUAAAUUGAGAGACGAGUUGAUGA
Messenger RNA from Triplophysa dalaica, 1750 nucleotides. RefSeq names its product RAD9-HUS1-RAD1 interacting nuclear orphan 1 (gene rhno1). The coding region runs from base 772 to 1659 and encodes 295 amino acids. The record is from RefSeq and is a predicted model, not a curated record. Lineage: Eukaryota; Metazoa; Chordata; Actinopteri; Cypriniformes; Nemacheilidae. The transcript has 3 exons. Gene Ontology annotation, cellular component: chromosome; nucleus. Gene Ontology annotation, biological process: DNA damage checkpoint signaling; recombinational repair; cellular response to ionizing radiation.